GCUUCCUUGCCACCAUGUCAGGCACCAGUAUGAGGCGGAUGGUGUUGGGGAUCGGGGCGUUUGCUGCUGUUGUCGGUGGAGUCAUGUACCCCAUCUUUAUAGCACCUCUUCUUCACUCUCAGGAAUAUCAGAAGAUGCAGAAACAGAACAGAGAAGGUAUAAAACAGGAUGAGAUCCAACCAGGAGGAAUGGUGGUGUGGAGUAACCCAUUUGGGGAAAAGAAGGACCAAAAGAAAGACAGCUGACAAGCCAACUGGAAUAAUCUAAUGAGUAAUGUGGAUGUUGAGAUGUAAAUAGAUAGCAGUCAGAAAUACUAUUUACUGUAGUUUAGUAUGCUGGGUAGAAUAUUUUCCUGGCCUAUGGGUUGUUGAAACAUAGGGAAAACUAUCAUGAAAAUGACAAUAAAUUUCUGCCCAAAUAUGUUCAUUGUUAUUUUGUAUACCCAUCUCAUUUGAAAUGUAAUGUUCAUCAUAUUGUCUGUGUUCUUACAUUCAAGUGCAAGUGAGCAAGACAUUUUUACAUCGCUGUAAGUUUAUUAUCCAUGCCAAGGUACUGGAAACAUUUACUGUAUAUGAACAAAUCAAGUUUGAAAUCACUAAGUUAGUUGUACACUGUUUGUAUUGUACCAAUACUUAAUAAUUAUACAUAUCAUUUUCACUGUG
Branchiostoma belcheri (Belcher's lancelet) is the source of this 662-nucleotide messenger RNA. Its product is annotated as small integral membrane protein 20-like. The record is from RefSeq and is a predicted model, not a curated record. NCBI's taxonomy places the organism in Eukaryota, Metazoa, Chordata, Leptocardii, Amphioxiformes, Branchiostomatidae. Bases 15 to 245 code for a protein of 76 amino acids. The transcript is spliced from 3 exons. Gene Ontology annotation, biological process: mitochondrial respiratory chain complex IV assembly. Gene Ontology annotation, cellular component: mitochondrial inner membrane.